GUGCCUGUAAUAUGUAACGUCAGUCACAAAAUGAAUACAAUUUUUAUCUUCUUUAGAAAAUUACUUAAAUAGAAUUUCUAAAAGACACUUUGCAUUAUAAAUUUAUACUCUUACAAACAAUAAAAGCUAACAAGAUAUAUAAAAUAUAGUUCCGUCUCCAAUAUGACAAGUGUUAAAACUCGUAACGUCAGUCACACCAUAGAAAAGCUUUAAAUCACGCAAAUUAAGAUAAAAUUUAGUACAUAUGGAUUAAAUAAAUUCUUUGCACAUUCAGUUCAUUACUGCUGACCAAAACGCUUAGUAAAAUUGUAUUUGUGUCUGGUUUUGCGUUAUGUUUAAUUCACGAUGCCACUAACCGCAGCUCAAAGACAAGCUAAAAGUAGACAAAAAUUGAAAGAUACAGAUAAAUACGAAGAGUAUAAAAAAAAGAAUGCAGAACAACAACGAAUAGCGAGGGCUAAAAAGAAAAUAAAAGAAGAUCGGCUACCAACGGGUGAGAAAACCAAGUUGCAAGCAGAAAGAAGAAAGCAUGUCAGAGCACGUGUUGCUGCAUGUCGAGCACGAAAGAAGCAACCGAAAUCAAACUAUGUCUCACUCCCUACUUCACCAGCUUCUAAAAGUGCACUGGCUUUAGGAAGAGCUGUUUCCAGAGCAAACCGAGCAAUAACUCCAGCCUUGCCUCAUACAACAAAGCGCAAAAGAGCUGUUGUCCAAAAAUUGUCACAAAAAUUACAAGUAGAAUGUGGUACGUCCCAUGAUAAAGUCACUCCACAAACAAUUGCAAGAAAAAUAAGUGGGAAUUGGGUAAAUUCCCAUCAAUUUGGUAAAAGCGUUUUACGAACGUGAUGAUA
Messenger RNA from Xenia sp. Carnegie-2017, 851 nucleotides. RefSeq lists its product as uncharacterized. Lineage: Eukaryota; Metazoa; Cnidaria; Anthozoa; Malacalcyonacea; Xeniidae. The coding region runs from base 346 to 846 and encodes 166 amino acids. The transcript has a single exon. The record is from RefSeq and is a predicted model, not a curated record.